AUGCCGGACGAAUUGUCCUAUCCUGGACUCAAAUGUGUUCUGGAAUUUUUGGAGGCUAACAAAAGAAUUCACGUUUCUUCUCGAUGCCCACGCUUGAAACACAUCGAACGAUGUGUACCACUGUACUUGAACACACUCUACUUUCGAACAGGCGUUGUAAAGUUGAACGAUAUAACGUAUGCAAUUGUUGAAAGAAAAGAGCAAACAACUGUUAGUCCUCACAGUGAAUUAAAGUAUGGAGAUCUUUUGAUAGGCAAUCCGGUUUAUAUUCGAUAUUAUCCAGCUAUUAGGUUUUCAAAACAAGAAUCUCUCCUUUUCUCUCCCUAUGAAUCUGUAUUUGUGGAAAGACGUGUGCAAGAAAAGGAAGGAGUGCAAAACUAUGAGAUCAUUAGGGAAUCAAUUCAAGGAUUGAUGGGAGGAAGGAAGGACGUUCGAGUAUAUCAUCUGCUGUUUGAACAUUGUAACUCAUCGAUUCUCCGUCUUCCAUCGGAUUUCAAAGUUCGGAUUCGGAAGUUGUAUAGCGGGUAUAUCAAUCCGAAGUAUUUUCUUCCUCUGAUAGAUUCCUCUAGUUUUCCGUUGAAAGAGAUCUAUCUGUCAUUGCCGGUACAAUUAGAUCAGUCUAUAGUUCAAUCGUCAGAGAAAUUGGUCAUUUCGGUAAACGAAGAAUACUCUCGCAAUCAUUUGGAUGAUAUCUUUAACCUUCCUAAUCAAUGUGUGAUCCUUGAAUUUCUAUCACUGAGUGAAGAUGGUUAUAGCCAUAUAAUUGAUUACUGGUUGGAUAACAAACGAGAAACUAUAAAAUGCUUCAUGAUAAAGGGGAGUAAAACAGAAAGUAUGGAAGCAGCAAUCGACUUGAUGAAAAAAUAUAAUGGAAAAAUGGUGAAGUGGAAUGGAACAGAGUUUAGAUCGAACUCUAACACCAACUACAUAUCAAUUCCUUUCAAUGAUGACUUCGUUAUUGGAAUUUAUGCAGUUUCUCAUAGAGAGCGACGGAUCUCAGAUCAUCAAAUUGUGAUGAAGACAAUGCCAAUUAAUUCAUUCAUUCCAGCGGAAGAAUUCUCUAAUGACAAAACGCUUAUAGAAAUUGAGCACCUCGAGAGAAAGAGAGAAGACUAA
This is a messenger RNA of Caenorhabditis remanei, 1116 nucleotides long. RefSeq lists its product as uncharacterized. The transcript is spliced from 3 exons. The record is from RefSeq and is a predicted model, not a curated record. Bases 1 to 1116 code for a protein of 371 amino acids. NCBI's taxonomy places the organism in Eukaryota, Metazoa, Nematoda, Chromadorea, Rhabditida, Rhabditidae.